Molecule: messenger RNA, 4469 nt
Organism: Hydractinia symbiolongicarpus
Lineage: Eukaryota; Metazoa; Cnidaria; Hydrozoa; Anthoathecata; Hydractiniidae
Exons: 3
Coding region: 1818-4142 (774 amino acids)
Source: RefSeq, a predicted model, not a curated record
AGGAAGAAGAUGCCUACUAACGGCUCACAACACCGCGGUACAGGGAUAGAUUUCAGAAGAAUGGUGAAUUCUCCUUACUUUAGAAGUACUGGAAAUUUGCCAUCGUUGCCAGAAAAUCCUCAUAGCAACACUAGUCUAGGUCUUAUUUUUCCAAGAAUGGAAAGGAGGGAGUUACAUGAAAGAAACAGCACUUCUAUCACUUCAUCAGCUUUUCAACAAGAUACUAAUUCACAAAGUUUACCAUCUUCUGCAAGUACCAUUACUUCAAAAUCUACAACAAUAUCAAACUCUUCACUUUCAUCUGUAUUAGGUAAUGACAUACACACCACCACCACUUAUGAGGAUUAAUUUUUUUUCUUCGUUGCAACACACAAAAAAAACUUGAGUUUUGUGUGCUGUUAAGUCAAAUGAUAAUUUUUACGUCUUCAAAUUAAUGCAAGAUCAGUUUAAUUACAGACGGUAAAUGAAUCUCAAAUACAAGCAUGAUGGUAUUCGUUUUGUAUCAGGUUCAGAAUAUUUUUAUCGCAAAAUAUUUGUCGUCUUUGAUAUCGUUAUUUCUGCAAUUUAUUAAAAAUGUACGUUUUAUUAAAAAUGUACGCAAAAUCAGAAGCAGAGAGAAACAGAUUUGCAGAUGUGUUAAGAAGGGAAGACCAGCGCAACGAGGUAUUCAAGAUAGCAAAGCAAAUGAAGAAGACUAAUCAAGAUAUUGUAGGUGAGAAGUGUAUACGUAAUGAUGAAGGUGUUUUGGCUAGCACAGAGGAGGAGAAAAGGGUAGCUUGGAAGAAUCAUUAUCAGAGGUUGCUUAACACUGAGUUUGAUUGGGACGAGGAUAAUUUGUCUGAUGAUGAUGUCGUAGAAGGGCCAGCUAUGCAUAUCAAGACAGAAUGGGUAGUGGAGGCUAUUAGGAAAUUGAAGAUUGGCAAGGCUGCAGGAGUAUCAGGUAUUGUUGCAGAGAUGGUAAAAGCAUCUGGAUAUAUUGCAGUUGAGCUUAUUACAUAUCUUGCUAACCAGAUUAUAAAGGAUGGUGCUAUUCCGAGUGAGUUGCAGUCGAGUGUAAUAGUGAACUGUUUCAAGGGCAAGGGAGCUAGUAUAGUACACCCGCAUGAGUACGGUUUAGGUUUUUCGACGGUCAAACCCCUAUUAAAAAACGCUGCUUUUAGACCCCCUAAAAAUCUGUGACGUCACAGAUUUUAUCAUACCUCAAAUGAGUAAACAAGUCACGUGAUAUCCAACAAAUUUGCUGACAUCAUCAAAAAUGACGGCACUCGACAAAACUGCUGACAUCAACAAACGCGCAUGCGCAAAUCUGUUUGAAUAGAAAAGGGAAAUUCCCUACUCAAAUUGCGACCGCUGUUAGUUAAAGUCUGAAUGUACAUAUAAUAAAGAGAAAUGAGUUGGUUCAAGAAUGCAAUUAGUAAAUUAUAUAGCGCUGUCUCAGCGCCGGUAGCAGCAACUCGCGAUGCUCUUGCAGGUCGACUACAGAGCGUGCGAGACACUGUUAGGCAUUAUUAUAACAGGGCGAGGGAGCAAAUUGCUGGAAGGGCAACACUGCACGAUGAAAUCGAGAGAGAAGCGCGAGAGGACUUUUACGAUGCUGGAGACAUACAAGACGAAUACAGCGGAGUCGAAGACAUCAAGCACAUGUUCCCACAAGAGAAAAACCGAUCCGAAGGCGUCGAAGACAUUCAGCACAUUUUUGAUGAAAAUGACACACAGAUGUUGGAAGACGGAAAUCGUGUCAAGACAUGGCGGUUCAACAAGAACCUUAAUCAGCCACUGGCGGAGGUCAUCAUGCGAAAAAUACACCCUACAUAGACAUGAGAGUCAAGGUAGUCUACAGUUUUGUUUGCACCAUCUACGAAGCAGGAGGUGGCACGGCUCCGUAUCACAAGACCAAGGGAAUCGAAGGAUCGCUUACGAGCCUAGCUGACAUCGAAGCCUUUAUCGAAAAAUGUGAAAUGCAGCGAUUAGAUCUAGGAGAUAACGAGUUUUGGGGGAAGGCGUACUUACCACCAGAAAGAACAAUCGAGACCCUAGGUUCGUACGAAGGGAAAAUAGUCUUCCAACAUGUGCAGAUCAAGAUCAUCUCCACAAGGGAGCCCCUGUUAGGCUGUGGACCUUUGCCAGACUGGUUGCGAAAGAAGAGGUGCAUCUACAGCUUUGACAAGGAGGAUGAGAGAACCGACAAUUUGUGUGUCUGGAGAUGUCUUGCCGUACACUACCGUGGAGAAAGAGAGCAGCGCGAGAAACGUGUCACGAGACCAGCUCUCACACUAGCACGCGAGUACUACGAGAAUCCCAAACUAAAGCGGAAAGAAGUUCGUGCUACGAAGCUUGUUGACUUCGAGGGCAUAGCGAAGCGUUUCAAGAUCAACAUCAGAGUCUUUGAACCCAAGACCAAUUCUGAGAAAGCGCCAUGGAGACUCGUGUACGGUCAGAAUCAAUACAAAAAAGAUUUAGACACAAUCAACCUUGGUAUGCUGGAUGAACACUGUUUCUACAUCAAGGAUUUAGACGUACUGGCACGACGGAAAUGGGAAUGCGAAGUCUGCAAGCAAAUGUUUACAAGCAGCGGAGAUCUUACGAGACAUAAGAAGAUAUGUAAAGGAAGAAAGCCGACUAUCAUCUGCAAAGGCGAGAAGGUCAAGCGCAUGCCUAGCAAGUCAGAGAAGGUCUUUUACGGUGAGGGCUUCAGCUAUGACGCUUGUAAAUGGCUCGAGCACAUGUCGAGGGAAACUGGAAGGCACAUUCAUCACGCACUCUGUGGGCAUGGAGGAGAACGAGUCAUACGCUACGGGGAGAAAGAAAAUGAGGUCUACAGGGUAGACGGCUAUGAACCUCAGACCAGGACAGUCUAUGAGUACCACGGUUGCAAGUGGCACGGAUGCCCCUGCCAAGGAACAAACACGAAUAAAUAUCGAUAUACGGCCACCAAAUCAAAGGAGAAAGGCAUCCGAAAACUUGGCUACAACCUCGUGACAGUGUGGGAGUGUGAGAGUCCACCCCAAGCCAAGAGGUACUUCAAGAAAGAAUUUCGACCCUAUCCUCACUACAUCGUGUUUGAUUUCGAGGCCCUCUUGCUCCCUCUGAAUCAGCGACAAACAUCCGACCUAACAUACAUCUCGGAGCAUGUACCGGUCAGCGUCGCCAAUCACGAUAGUCUGAACGGAGAUCCAACGUUCCUGGUGCACGGUGAUCCAAAGAUCUUGGUUGAACAAUUUGUGGAGCAGCUCGAAAAAAGACACGCCCUCAUCGUGAAAGAGGUGGAGAGAAUGUAUCCAAGACCCGAUGAUUUUGACAUGCUUCCAGACAAAACUCAGAAGGCAUGGAACGAGUGGGUAAACCAGGUGGUCGUGAUCGGUUUUAACAGUGGCAAGUAUGACCUGAACAUGAUCAAGCGGUACUUUGUCGAUCAAAUUCCCAAAGACGAUAGCAAAAAGAUCACAGUGGGGAAGAAAGACAACGACUACAUGUUCCUCACGACAUCGAGGUUCAAAUUUCUCGAUAUCAAAAAUUUUCUCGCUUCUGGUAUGAGCUACGACCGAUGGUGCAAGUCUCUGGAUUGCAAGCUCGAAAAGCUGGUGUUCCCAUACGAGUGGCUGACGAGCUAUGACAAGCUAACCCACGUCGGACCCGUGGCGUACGAACACUUCUAUAGCAGUCUUAGUGGGAAAAACGCCCUCUCUCCUGAAGAGUACGAAACAUUCCGUGCAGAGUUUUACAAGCGAGGCUGCGUCACCAUGAUGGACUGGUUGCGUGAGUACAAUUUAGCCGAUGUGGAACCCUUCAUCGAAGCCGUGGACAAGACAAGGCUGCAGUACUACGACGACGGGAUAGAUAUUUUGAAAGACGCGGUAAGUAUUCCAGGCGUAUCGAUGCGCUACGUCUUGAACAAGUCUCUAAGACUGAAUUCAAAGCUAGAGCUAUACGCUCCAGGAGAACUGUGCAAGCACAAGUGUAAGGUAGACUGCUACCAACGGUCUUGCAAGGCGUGCAAAAAGGUGCAAAAGGCUUGCACUGAGUGCACGAAGAAUGAGGCGUAUGAACUGCUUCAAACGGGCAUGGUGGGAGGGCCUGCCAUCGUGUUCUGUAGGUACCACGAGAGAGGAGCCACGGAAGUGCAAAACUGUUCUGGGUCUUGACGCGAACAUGCUGUACCCGAGUACGUUGAUGCAAGACUUUCCUUGUGGGAAGGAGAAGCUGAGCAAGAUUGAUACACCCACAGCUGAGCACAACAUCAGACUGUUGACAGAAGGGGUGCAGAGCGGCAGCUUAUUCGGUUUUGCGCAGGUCGACAUCGAAGUGCCGAAGGAGCUGUAUGACAAAUUCAGGGAGAUGGCUCCGCUAUUUGUGGUCAAGGAGAUACCCGACGAUCAAAUCCCUGAGCACAUGCACGAGUACCUGACCGCCACAGGGCGAAAGCGUAUGCUUGGUACACGUAAGCUCCUAGGGUUGAUGAAGGCUGAAAA